Messenger RNA from Neoarthrinium moseri, 2121 nucleotides. RefSeq lists its product as uncharacterized. Gene Ontology annotation, cellular component: nucleus; Rpd3L complex; Rpd3L-Expanded complex. Lineage: Eukaryota; Fungi; Ascomycota; Sordariomycetes; Amphisphaeriales; Apiosporaceae. Gene Ontology annotation, biological process: regulation of DNA-templated transcription. Bases 1 to 2121 code for a protein of 706 amino acids. The record is from RefSeq and is a predicted model, not a curated record. The transcript has 3 exons.
AUGAAGACGGCAAAGCCUCUCCCUGCCGAGGCUGUCGCUGGUGCUGGUGCCGGCGCCGGCGCCGCCUCUGCUCAGACCAGCCGCCGCCAGCCAGCCCGUCAAGCUCGCAGCAACCCCCCGCGAUCCUCGUUGCCCGUCGGCGCUGGCCGCGACCCCCAUGGCCUCGACCAACCCAUCGACAUCUUCCCCGGCAUAACCCAUUUUACCGAUGCCAUCACCUCGCUUCCCAAAGACCUUGUCCGCCACUUCACCCUGCUGAAGGAGGUGGACGCCAAGAUCUUCGCCCCGGAGGACAAGCUCUUCCAGCUGGUCGAGGAAGCUCUCAGUUCCAACCCUCCCGAGCCACGUCUUGCUCUACCCUCCACCUCUGCCCAGGACACGGCCAGCAGCAUCGCGCCCACAUCGGCCCCCAUGAGCGCCCAGAAUAGCUCGGCCGGCUUCACCACCAAUGGAAGCCUGCCCGGGGCGCCGUCGACCGACCAGAACUACAACGCGACCGUCUACGACCCGGCCAACAUCCCCCGCCGCCAGCUGUUCCGCGAGACGGCCUUCAAGAUCCAAGAGAUGCUCGUGUCGCUUGAAGAGAAGAACCACGUCAUGACGACAGCCAAUGAAGCUCUGUCCAAACAUCUUGCCCGCAUCGACAACGUUUGGCCACAUCUCGAGGGAGAGUUCAGCGACGAGGCCAAAUGGGGCAGUAACACGCAUUGGGCCUACCCGGAGAACAGGAUCAGCAGGGCGAACGCCGCAGAGCGCUCGCGACGGGACGGCGCUUCGGCCAUCACAGCUGCGGCGCAACAGCUCGCCGAAGAGGCCGCUGCUCGAACCGAGGCCCGGAAGCAAGCAGUCGCUGAGAAGCGAAGGAUCAAGAAUCAACAGCAGGACUCAGACGCCGACGCCGAUCACGAGAAGAAGGCCGAGCCUUCGAGGAAGCAGGGAAAUAGCACCAAGUCACGAAAGACAGCCGACACAAGCACGCCCGUGGGCCUCGGCAUCACAGCAGACACACCCGCAGCUAGCGCUAACCCGCCGCAGAAGAAACGCAAGGUCGACAAGGAGAAGGCAACUGCCAAUGGCGGCCAGCCCAUGGAGCGGGCUAUGAGCAGUGUCUUCGGAAACAACAAUGCGUCCAAGGCCAAAACUUCGAGCCCUCGAACUACGCCGGCACCAGAAGCCGGCCAGAAGAAGCGCAAGGCAUUACCCACGGUCAACGGCAGUCAGCCGAAGAAGAGCAAAAAUGCCAUGUCUACGGCCCUCUCUCCAUCUAUCGUUUCUUCUCCUAUCCUACCCAACUUCGACCCCAAGGCUCUGAGCCGUGCGUCUCCUGCGCCAUCGGUUGCCCCUGCUCGCCCAGCAACUUCUCGGGCCCGCAACAACUCGACCGCCUCGGUGUUGGAGGGCGCCAGACCACGUCCAUCCUCAUCUGCAUCAAAUCGGCCAAAUGGAGCUGCACCUCCCCCUAUACCAGAGAGCGCUCCGCCCCAGAAUGGCCCUCGAGCCAAUACGGAGCCCAAGGCUGCAACAAAGGAGACUCCUGUGCCCGUCAAGGUCGAGAAUCCACCCAAAGAAGUCACACCACAACCUAGCGCUCCCGCCAACCCUGCUCCAAGCGGAAGCAGAAAGAACUCGGUCGUCAAAGAAGAUGCCGAACCCAAAGGCGAGCCGGUACAGAGCACGCCACAGACAGUGACCACCACAGUUGUGACUACCAAGAGUGGGCGGGCUAGCAAGCCUUCAACCCCUGCUCUAGGAGGAUUCCCAGAAGCCGCCAGGUCUAGGUCCUCGCGGAAUGCACAGGCGGGGGGUGCAAAGCGCAGCCACAAGAAGGGGGGUUCCGUGCAAGUUACCCUACCUGCCCCUCCAACCGUUGACGAAGACGCAACUGGCAGCACUCACGGCGACGAGGAAGGCGAGAUCGACGCCAACGAGCCUCGAUAUUGCUACUGCAACGGCGUAUCAUAUGGCGAAAUGGUGGCCUGUGAUGCGGAUGACUGCGAGAAGGAGUGGUUCCACCUGGGCUGUGUUGGCCUAAGGUCAGCGCCCAGUUCUAGCACAAAAUGGUACUGUGACAACUGCAAGAUCCGUAUGAAGAACGGGGGCAAGAAGGCGAACGGGAGGUAG